Dufourea novaeangliae is the source of this 493-nucleotide messenger RNA. Its product is annotated as peptidyl-tRNA hydrolase 2, mitochondrial-like. The transcript has a single exon. The coding region runs from base 68 to 415 and encodes 115 amino acids. Gene Ontology annotation, cellular component: mitochondrion; cytosol. Lineage: Eukaryota; Metazoa; Arthropoda; Insecta; Hymenoptera; Halictidae. Gene Ontology annotation, molecular function: peptidyl-tRNA hydrolase activity. The record is from RefSeq and is a predicted model, not a curated record.
UUUAAUAAAGCAUAUAAAACGUGUGUUCAAUUAUACUUUAAAGUAUUCAGAUGUCAAAAAUUGUAAAAUGGUACUUGUUGUGAGGUCAGAUAUACCCAUGGGAAAAGGGAAAACUGCUUCUCAGUGUGCACAUGCUGCAGUAGAAUGUUAUCGACAGGCAGUUGAUAAUAAAAAAUACCAACAGCUGUAUGAAACUUGGUUAUUACAGGGGCAACCUAAGAUUGUUUUAAGAGUAGCUGAUGAAGAACAUCUAAUGUCAUUAGCUCGAAAUGCUCGUAAUGCUGGUCUUAUUAUUGCUAUCAUAAAAGAUGCAGGUAGAACUCAAUUAGUACCUGGUACAGUAUCUGCACUUGGAAUUGGACCAGGUCCUAAAGAAAUCAUAGAUGAACUUACUAAUAAUUUGAGAUUACUAUAAUUUUAAAUAUUCCAAAGGCUCUGCAAAAUACAUUCAUUUAAUGUGUACAGAAAAUUAGUCACUUAUCAGCAUGCAAAU